GCCGCCUCGCCGCCAUCUUGAGGCGCCGGGAGCCGCGGGGGCGGUGCCGGUACCGGUGCCGGUGCCGUGGAGGUUGCAGCGGCUGGAGCCCCACGCAGGAGAAGGAAGAUGCAGAAAUAAUCACAAUUUUUCAACUUCCCUGAUGCUCCAGAGGAUGAGCGAUCUUUAUAGAAGCCAGACUGUAAACUUUAAAAGCAACAAAAAGACCCCUUGUCACUUAUUAGUUGAUACAGACAACUCGCUAAUGUCCCGGUACAGCCACUUAGAGAAGAUGACAGACUUGGUGGCCGUUUGGGAAGUAGCUUUAAGUGACGGUGUUCAUAAGAUUGAAUUUGAACAUGGGACCACAUCAGGAAAACGUGUUGUCUAUGUUGAUGGAAAGGAAGAAAUAAGAAAAGAAUGGAUGUUUAAAUUAGUAGGUAAAGAAACAUUUACUGUUGGAGCAGCUAAAACAAAAGCCACUAUUAACAUUGAUGCAGUCAGUGGCUUUGCAUAUGAAUAUACUUUGGAUAUCAAUGGGAAAAGCCUAAAGAAGUAUAUGGAGAACAGGUCAAAAACAACUAAUACAUGGGUACUGAGUUUGGAUGGCAUGGAGUGUAGAGUUGUUCUAGAAAAGGACACUAUGGAUGUAUGGUGCAAUGGUAAAAAAAUGGAAACGGCGGGUGAAUUUGUAGAAGAUGGGACUGAAACUCACUUCAGUGUUGGUGAUCACAACUGUUGCAUUAAGGCUGUCAGUAGUGGGAAACGAAGGGAAGGAAUUAUUCAUACCCUUAUUGUGGAUGACAGAGAAAUCCCAGAGGCUGUGGAGUAGACUCUAGUUAACUGAUUAUUGUAGGACUAAGAUCAGGAAUUUUCAAUUACUGUGGUAAUUAUUUUAAUAUGUACUACUUGUACAUCUACUUUGUGCUGGUUUUAUUUUCUAGCUUCUGUAUCUGAAAUUCAUCUUUUUGAGGACCAGAUGAAAAUAAUUAUAUACAACCUUCUACAUAAUCUUUUUAUUAUAUAUAAAAUAAUAAGUGCAAGGAGAGCAGAGGUGGACUUGAGUAGAAAUUAUAUAUUAGAAAAACUGCUAUAAUAAAAUGCAAGAUCCAUAUUCA
Molecule: messenger RNA, 1097 nt
Organism: Rhea pennata
Lineage: Eukaryota; Metazoa; Chordata; Aves; Rheiformes; Rheidae
Gene: FAIM
Product: Fas apoptotic inhibitory molecule
Exons: 6
Coding region: 143-811 (222 amino acids)
Biological process (GO): canonical NF-kappaB signal transduction; positive regulation of neurogenesis; negative regulation of extrinsic apoptotic signaling pathway via death domain receptors
Source: RefSeq, a predicted model, not a curated record